Messenger RNA from Brassica napus (rape), 960 nucleotides. RefSeq lists its product as uncharacterized. The transcript is spliced from 2 exons. Lineage: Eukaryota; Viridiplantae; Streptophyta; Magnoliopsida; Brassicales; Brassicaceae. Bases 1 to 960 code for a protein of 319 amino acids. The record is from RefSeq and is a predicted model, not a curated record.
AUGUCGCAAAAACAUAAGCCGACUAAAACGUCCUCGAAAGAUGCAGACCAAAAGACCAGAAAGAAAAACUCUCGUAACGAUAAAUACGUCCAUUACGAAGGGGAAGAGCUUCAAGGUGUGCAUAACUACGAAAUCAACUCGGAACAAGGCAGAACCUCGGGCAAUACGUGGACUCGCUAUCCAGGGUACGACAAAAACACCUUCUGCGAGUUCCACCAGACCCGAGGGCACUCGACGACCAACUGCAAAGUCUUGGGGGCGAGGUUGGCCGCAAAGCUACUAGCCGGAGAGCUCUCCGAAGUAACCAGCGUUAAAGAUCUCAUCCUUGAGACCGAUCGUCCUCCAAAGACCGACAAAAAUCCACCCGCAGAAAAUUCUCCUCGGAGAAGUCAAGCGGGGGAUAAACGCGAAAGGAGAUUGGAUGACAAAGGAAACGAUAACAAUCGUCGCAGAGCCUACCAGCGAAAAGCCGAGUCAAGCGCAAAUUGGCCUACAUGGUCCCCUCCCCGAGAUGGUCAAAGUGACUCAAUAACCUUCACUGAAGAGGAAGCCGGCGGAAUCGAUCAACCCCACUGCGAUCCGCUCGUCAUAGAUCUCAUCAUACGAGAUCUGGAGGUCGCAAGAGUCCUCAUCGACACGGGGAGCACGGUUAAUGUUAUCUUCCGCGAUACUCUCAAGAGGAUGAACAUCGAAAUCGGGGAAGUUACCCCAACACCGAAACCAUUGACGAGUUUUUUAGGCGAAACGUCAAUGACUCUCGGAUCGAUCCAGCAACCGGUCAUGGCCAAGGAAGUUACCAAGAUCGUCAACUUCGCGGUAGUCGAUCAUCCCGCCAUCUAUAAUAUGAUCAUGGGAACCCCAUGGCUGAAUGCCAUGAAAGCCGUUCUGUCUACAUACCACAUGGGCGUCAAAUUCCCGACCCAGAGCGGGGUGGCAGCCAUCUGGGGUUGUCAAAAAUAG